This is a messenger RNA of Penicillium subrubescens, 909 nucleotides long. RefSeq lists its product as uncharacterized. The coding region runs from base 1 to 909 and encodes 302 amino acids. The record is from RefSeq and is a predicted model, not a curated record. The transcript has a single exon. Lineage: Eukaryota; Fungi; Ascomycota; Eurotiomycetes; Eurotiales; Aspergillaceae.
AUGGAGGAUCAACCUGUUGCUCCUGAACCAUUGGAUCGUGGGUCGUGGGGGCCCCAAUUGAAUCUCGGGUGUGGCGAUGAAUUUGUUAAGCAUCAAGAUAUCAAAGACCAAGGACACCUAGUGUAUGAUUCUGUUAAAAUCCACUAUACCAACCGAACCUCCGACCGCGAGAGAAUACUCAACAUACUCUAUGCGAACCACUUAUCCCACACCGGAACAGCGCAUUCUUCUCCUAACCUCAACUACAUCCAGAACUCGAACAUGCCAUACAAACAAUUCCACAUCACCGAACAACCAGGAUGCCACCACUACAACGUAACAACAACAGCCACAACCGACAACAAACAGCACCUCUUCCUCGAAAACUCACCCUUCGACAACACCCAGCCCGAUCUACGCAUGCACCUCGGCCCCGAUACAACGGGCCCCAUCAUCGGUACAUCAAAGUACAAACGCUUCUCACAAGACUGUCAAAUCUCCCUCGAAGAAGACUUCGACAACCGCGACAGUAAUUGGGUAAACACAACUCUAUCCAAGAAAGGCUAUCUAUCACCAAGCUAUGUAUUCCAAGCACAUCUAUAUGGUGAACUAGGUCGAUUCUCGUGGGAGAAGACGCACUCGAUGGGGAGUCAUGCAACGCCACUGGGGAAUUUGAAGUUGGUUGAUGAGUCGAGUGAUGAUGUUUUAGCUGUGUUUUCGUCGGAGUCGUAUUCGUUGGUGCCGGGGUGUGUUGAAAUGUGUGGGGAGUUUGGGGAGGAGUUUGAUCGGUUGGCGCUGUUGACGGGGGUGUCGGUUAGAGAGAAGCAACGGCGGGCACAGAGUAGGUCUAUGAGGCAUGGAAAGGAUUAUGUGUUUACGGCGGGGGCGGCGGGGGUCGGGAUGGGGAUGGGGAUGGGUGGGGGGAGUUGA